AUGGCCGUCACUAAAAAAAUCACUCUUCUUCCCGGUGACCACGUCGGCACCGAGAUCGUCGCCGAGGCCGUCAAGGUCCUCCAGGCCAUCCAGGAAAACACCCCUCACCAACAAAUCAAGUUCGAGUUCGAGAACCACUUGAUCGGAGGUGCUGCCAUCGAUGCCACCGGCGAGCCAUUGCCCGACGCUUCGUUGGACUCGGCCAAGGCCUCGGACGCCGUGUUGUUGGGUGCUGUGGGUGGCCCUAAAUGGGGUACUGGCACGGUCAGACCCGAGCAGGGCUUGUUGAAGAUCCGUAAAGAGUUGGGGCUCUACGCCAACUUGCGUCCAUGCAACUUUGUUUCCGAGAAGCUCUUGGAGUUGUCGCCUUUGAAGGCGGAGGUUGUCCGCGGCACCAACUUCACGGUGGUGCGUGAGUUGGUGGGUGGAAUCUACUUCGGUGAGAGACAAGAACAGGACCAGAGCCCUAACGGCGACGAGGCCUGGGACACCGAGAAGUACUCUGUGAGCGAGGUGACCCGUAUCACCAGAAUGGCCGCUUUCAUGGCUUUGCAACACAACCCACCUUUGCCUGUGUGGUCCUUGGACAAGGCCAACGUGUUGGCCUCUUCUCGUUUGUGGAGAAAGACCGUCGACAAGGUCAUGUCCGAGGAGUUCCCUCAAUUGACCAUCCAGCAUCAGCUCAUUGACUCCGCUGCCAUGAUCUUGGUCCAGAACCCUACCAAGCUCAAUGGUAUCGUCAUCACCUCCAACAUGUUCGGUGACAUCAUCUCCGAUGAGGCCUCUGUCAUUCCAGGCUCGUUGGGUCUCUUGCCUUCUGCUUCUUUGGCUUCUUUGCCUGACACCAACACCGCUUUCGGUUUGUACGAGCCAUGCCACGGUUCUGCUCCCGACUUGCCUGCCAACAAGGUCAACCCUGUUGCCACCAUUUUGUCUGUGGCUAUGAUGUUGAGAUUGUCCUUGGACUGUGGCAAGGAGGCUGACGCUUUGGAGAGAGCCGUUGGUGACGUUAUUGAUGCUGGUAUCAGAACGGCCGACUUGAGAGGUCUGAGCUCCACCCAGGAGGUGGGUGACGCCAUCGUUGAGGCUGUCAUCAAGCAGUUGAAGCAAUAA
Australozyma saopauloensis is the source of this 1113-nucleotide messenger RNA. It is a transcript of the gene LEU2, whose product is annotated as 3-isopropylmalate dehydrogenase. The record is from RefSeq and is a predicted model, not a curated record. Gene Ontology annotation, biological process: L-leucine biosynthetic process. Bases 1 to 1113 code for a protein of 370 amino acids. NCBI's taxonomy places the organism in Eukaryota, Fungi, Ascomycota, Pichiomycetes, Serinales, Metschnikowiaceae. Gene Ontology annotation, molecular function: magnesium ion binding; 3-isopropylmalate dehydrogenase activity; NAD binding. The transcript has a single exon. Gene Ontology annotation, cellular component: cytosol.